Molecule: messenger RNA, 460 nt
Organism: Nelumbo nucifera (sacred lotus)
Lineage: Eukaryota; Viridiplantae; Streptophyta; Magnoliopsida; Proteales; Nelumbonaceae
Source: RefSeq, a predicted model, not a curated record
AUGGGAAGAUCAAGUCUUGAAGGUUCUGUGACAGAAGCAACAACAGGAUCCGCAGACAAGGUUACAGAAGUGCAAAGAACUGAUCUGGUUGGAGAAUUUGUGGGGCAAACAGGACCAAAGACCAGGAGAAAGAUAAAAGAAGCAGAAGGAGGAAUUCUUUUUGUGGAUGAAGCCUAUCGGUUGAUACCCUUGCAAAAAACUGAUGACAAGGACUAUGGDUUGGAGGCUUUAGAGGAGAUCAUGUCUAUGAUGGAUAGUGGAAAAGUUGUUGUUAUAUUUGCUGGCUACAGUGAGCCAAUGAAAYGUGUAAUCUCCUCUAAUGAAGGCUUCUGUAGAAGGGUGACCAAGUUCUUCUACUUUCGUGACUUCAGCUCUGAAGAACUAGCUCAGAUCCUUCAUCUUAAAAUGAAAAAUCAAGCAGAGGAGAGCCCACUUUAUGGUUUCAAAUUACAUCAAUCAU